AUGCACCUCCAGGAAGACCUGGAUGACCAAGAUGACAAGAUUCAUCAUCUGCAGGAUAAAGUCAACAAACUCCUUGGAGUUUGUUGUUCUGGUCCUGCUUCUGUGUCAGAUGAGCAGGAAGCACAUGAUCUCAAAUGGGGGGUGCAGGCUGAGCCUGCUGAUGUCUCAGGCCAGAGGAAACUCUCAGUGCAGCAGGAUGGGCCCACUCAUCCUCCUCUGGAGGAUGUAGUGAUGGUCAACCAUGCUGCUGACUUCCUGGACAUUGAUAAUAUCCACAUGACUGUAGAUGAGGGUGUACCCUCUGCUCAAGUUCAGGAAACCCUGUUUCCUGAGUUCACUGGGACUGAAAAUCCCUACUGGGUGCUCUACCUGGGAGAGGGGUUCAACCCUCGGAGGGGCCCCAUCCUCUUUGUAAGGGUCAACAACAACCUUUAUGCCUAUGAGGGUGAGAAGGUUGAGAGCAUCCAGUGCAACCUCACACUGGCCAUCGUCCCACCUGUCCCAGUGGAUGCUAUCUGCCAACUCUAUGUGAAAGUGUCAAAGGAGCCAGAAGGCAAGGCUCCCAAUGUUAGGAAGGCACAGGACCUCAUCACCUUCUUCAACUUGUGGAAGAGGUGCAGAAUGGGGUUGAACAGGGCCAUUGACCUUGCAUUGAGCAAGUGGAAGCCCCCUGCCUGGUCUUCCAAGAAGUCAUGCAAGAAGAGAGAAGCACUGGAAGGAAAGGGGCAAGCAGAUCGAAUGGAGGAAGGACAAGCCUCCAGAGCAGGAGUACCCCCACCAGUGCCUGGACCCUUUGGAGGGCAUCCAGCAUUGCAGGAGCAGCUAGCAGAUGCUCCUGUGACUCCAGCUUGGGCCUCUGAAGUAGGGUCAACAGCACUUGUUGACCACAUCACACCAGUCAAGACCCAACCAGCCCUUGGUCAAUGCCCAGGACUGAGCUUCACAAAAGGAGCCAAACCCAAGGGUGUUCCUGAGCUCCCACCAAAUGCCCCCUCCCUCAACAAUUCUGUUGAGUCUUGGAGGGAAUUUAUCAACAAGGAGCAGAGGCACUCCUACUGGGGCAGGGAUAAUGAGUCUAAGCUCAUGUCCAUGCUCCCAGGAGUGCUGAGUGCCCCCAGCAGGCCUGAUGACUCUGAAGCAGAGUGGGCCCAUCAAGCAGCCAGAGAAUAUGUUGGCUGCAUUAUGGCCAGUGGAGGGGAUAAUAACCCUCAGGCCUUGGCAAAGAUCAAGCCCCUGAGAAAGGCUCUUGACAAACCUUGCCCUGAGGGUGACACUGGCUCGAAGGAGUGUCGAGGAUAUGCAGUCAGUCAGCUCCUGACUGACCACCUGCCCUUGUGGGUUGACAACCUGCAGGUCAUUUCCACCUUUGCCAUGGUGGUGUUCAUGUAUGACCUCCCUCACUGCCCUUGUGGGGGGGUAUCUGCCAGCAGGGGAAAUUCCCCUAUGAAAGAUGCAGAGAUCAAGGAGGGUGAGAUGAUGGAGGACCUGUUCAAGAAAGAGAACAGGUCAUGGAUGUGA
Messenger RNA from Pisolithus orientalis, 1518 nucleotides. RefSeq lists its product as uncharacterized. The record is from RefSeq and is a predicted model, not a curated record. NCBI's taxonomy places the organism in Eukaryota, Fungi, Basidiomycota, Agaricomycetes, Boletales, Pisolithaceae. The transcript is spliced from 6 exons. The coding region runs from base 1 to 1518 and encodes 505 amino acids.